Molecule: messenger RNA, 460 nt
Organism: Brassica oleracea var. oleracea
Lineage: Eukaryota; Viridiplantae; Streptophyta; Magnoliopsida; Brassicales; Brassicaceae
Product: leucine-rich repeat extensin-like protein 5
Exons: 2
Coding region: 47-385 (112 amino acids)
Source: RefSeq, a predicted model, not a curated record
AUCACUUACAAUCUACAUCACUUUGUAAACUAAACAAAAAAAGAAAAUGAAGCUCGUCUUCUUACUCGCCCUCACAGUCGUUGCAUCUUGUUAUGCGAGAGAAGUGCCAGAUAAGUUCCCUCCAGGUGCGACUCCUGACACUCCUCCAUUUAGUUAUGUUACUCCUCCACCACCACCACCGUCCAAUGAAGAAACUAAAUUCCCUCCAGGCGUGACUCCUGACACUCCUCCAUUUAGUUAUGUUACUCCUCCGCCACCACCACCUAUGGGUGCUGCAAGAGAGAUGUCCAAGGGAGAAACUAAGUUCCCUCCAGGUGUGACUCCUGACACUCCCCCAUUUAGUUAUGUGACUCCUCCGCCACCACCAACAAUGAGAGAAUACUGAUUUGUCAAAUAUACAAUUGAUAAUUUUUCUUAAAUUUUAUCUAAUAUAACUUGAAAUAAAAAGUUUUAUCUGUCU